This is a messenger RNA of Alternaria postmessia, 885 nucleotides long. RefSeq lists its product as uncharacterized. Bases 1 to 885 code for a protein of 294 amino acids. Gene Ontology annotation, cellular component: cytoskeleton. NCBI's taxonomy places the organism in Eukaryota, Fungi, Ascomycota, Dothideomycetes, Pleosporales, Pleosporaceae. The record is from RefSeq and is a predicted model, not a curated record. The transcript is spliced from 2 exons. Gene Ontology annotation, molecular function: actin filament binding.
AUGUCUCCUCCGUCGGCAAUUGAGCCCCAGGCAGGCGACGAGACCAAGCCCAACACGGUUGCCCCGAACGAGCCUGGUCUGAACCAGAAAGAUGGAAAGGCGGAGAUGCUUAAAUUCCCCAAGCCGCCAAAGUUUGACGAUCCGUACAAAGAGCGCGCAUAUCUGAAGGGCCGACUUGCGGCUGCCUUCCGCAUCUUUGGCAAAUAUGGCUUUGACGAAGGUGUGGCUGGUCACAUCACGUUGAGGGACCCUGUAGAUCCGACAACAUUUUGGGUCAACCCAUUCGGUGUUGCUUUCAGCUUGAUCAAGUCUUCCGAUCUCAUCCUUGUCAAUGAUAAAGGCGAAGUCAUCGACGGUGGAGAGUGCCGACUGCUGAACACAGCAGCCUAUAUGAUACACCAUGCUGUCCAUGACGCGCGCCCCGAUGUCAUCGCUGCAGCACACUCGCACUCCAUCUACGGCCGCACGUUCUGCGCACUGGGUCGCAAAUUGGACACCAUCACCCAAGACUCGUGCGCGUUCCACAACGACCACGUUAUUUACGAGUCGUUUAACGGCGUCGUACUAGCCGCGGAGGAGGGCAAGAACAUUGCAAAGUGCCUGGGCGACAAGAAGGCGGCGUUACUUCAGAACCACGGCCUGUUGACCGUGGGCAAGAGUGUGGAGGAGGCGGUGUUCUGGUUCAUAAGCAUGGAGAAGUGCUGUCAAGCACAGCUGAUGGCGGACGCGGCGGCGGCGGGACGAGGCGGAGAGACUGUGAAGAUUACGGAGGAGGACGCGGUCUACACACACAAGACGAUUGGGAGUACGCUGGCCGGGUGGUUCAGUGCGAAGCCGUUGUUCGACGUGAUACACAAGGAGACAAACGGAGAUUAUCUCGAGUAG